This is a messenger RNA of Prorocentrum cordatum, 879 nucleotides long. NCBI's taxonomy places the organism in Eukaryota, Dinophyceae, Prorocentrales, Prorocentraceae. The record is from the annotation of a GenBank genome assembly.
GUUGACUGGACAGCGCCCUGGUUCGAGCCGCCUGCGGUAGACGAGUCCAUGCUACCGCCUAUCCUCGGCCACCACGUGCUGCACGCCUGCAAGGCUUUCUUCCCCAAGACGGGCCUGGGCGAGUCCAACAUCCACCCCAGGCUGUGGGCCCAAGGGCCAGCGGUGGGCCUAGCAGGCCUGGCAAGUAUCCUGAACUGCAUCGAGUGCGGAUCUGAUUGGCCCGUCUCGCAGCAGUGCAUCAUUUUCUGGCUUCAGCCCAAGCCCAAGGGCGGCAUGAGGAAUUUGGGGCUCCUACCAGAGCUCGUACGAGUAUGGGAGAAGAUCAGGGCCGACAUGUGCCUGUACUUCGACGACCUCGCGGCGUCGACCAGAGGCGACGUGGCCGCCGUGGCGGCGCUCCACAUGAAGCUGACCGACGGGAUCGUCUUCGCCUUCGAGCAGGUGCUCAAGCUGCAGGUCUCGAGAGGCAGGGGCGGCAAGACCGUAGUCGCGGUCUCGCGUGGCAGAGUGGAGCGGCAGCUAGGCAGCCAGAACAAGCAGAUGGGCAUUCAGUCCAAGAGGAUCAUGAAGGCCAAGGCCAGGAGCUGGAAGAUCCAGCGGGUCAAGGCCGCAGGCGGCGCAGUGGAGAGGGUGGUCAAGCUCGGGAUCGUGCCGUCGGAGCUCUACGGCACACGCGUUCAGGGCGCCACGGGCACGCUGAUCACCACGCUCAGGAGGACUGUGGCGGCGGCUUUCCCUGGCUGCAACAAGGGGAGGUCGGCCGCGCUGGCGCUGCUGGCGGAGGACGCGGACCCUGCCGUGAUCGCCAACGCUGGGCCCAUCGCGGAGUGGGCCAGGGCGUGGCAGGAGGCGACGGACAUGGCCACGCUGGGCCUCCUG